Molecule: messenger RNA, 4150 nt
Organism: Clunio marinus
Lineage: Eukaryota; Metazoa; Arthropoda; Insecta; Diptera; Chironomidae
Source: the annotation of a GenBank genome assembly
GAAAUGUUUAUUUAAGUGUUAAAAAAAUUAGAAAUAAUAUUCAGCAGAUCUAAUAUCUGUUAAAGUAAUGAGAAUAUGCGGUUGUAGUGAAGUUAAAGAGAAAAUACUCUAGUGCAAAAGUAAAUAUUAUAUUCAGUGGAAGGCAUUAGCAUAACAUUGCAUGUUUUGGACAUAACUUUAAAGCGAGAGUUUAAAACGGAAGAGACCCGAUGACUUUCUUAAUCUGAUCAUUCUUGAGAUCUUUACGUUUCGUAUUUGUGUUACCCAUUCAGAGUAGACCACAUAUGAUAAGGAUUCUCAGAGAAACAGUGAAUCAAAAGAGCGAAAAAUGAUCAAAUGACAUGUUCAAUAGAGCAAUACAGCGAAAAAAACUAUAAAACAAAGUGCUUUCGUUGCAAUCGGUUAGUUUUCUGUUGACUGCUUCGUAGUUAAGUGUUAUUAUUUCUCGUACCUUGAUUUAAAUCCGUGUUUAAACAUCCCAUUAAAAUCAUUACUGCAAAUUCAAGCUUGCAAUUGAAGAAAAAAUUAUAAAUUUGAAAGAAAAUUGUGAAAUAGUUGAAAAUUUGAAAUAAAAAGAAAUUGAUUUUGAAAUCUCGACAGUGCGUGUAAGAAGUGGUUUAAUCAAACAUCAAAGCAAAUUAUCGGAUAUUCAAGUAAAAUAAAUAAUUUAUAAUCUUGGACCGAGAUAUAUUAACUACUCAGACAUAAAUCGAAGGACGUGGCAUUCUUAUUGCUCUUACAAAAGCUUAUAUCGCAUUUAUUAAAAGCUUGAAACUUUUUAAAUCUUCUAACGGGAAACUCUUCUGUGGACAAAAUGUGUGGUAUUUUUGCAUACUUAAACUACAUGACGCCGAAAACACGCCGUGAGGUUCUGGAAUAUCUAGUCACCGGCUUGAAGCGUCUUGAGUAUCGUGGAUACGAUUCUGCUGGAGUUGCAAUUGACAAUGUUGAUUCGAAAGGAAUUUUGUUGAUUAAGCAGACGGGAAAAGUGAAGGUUCUUGAAGAUGCAAUUAGGGAACAAAUGGUGGACCAUGACCUCGAAACCCCGAUGACAACUCAUUGUGGAAUUUCUCACACACGUUGGGCAACCCAUGGAGUUCCUAGUGACCUCAACUCUCAUCCUCAGCGAUCAGAUAUUGACAACACGUUUGUUGUAGUUCACAACGGAAUAAUUACCAAUUACAAGGACGUGAAAACGUUCCUUGAGAAGCGUGGCUACGUUUUCGAGAGCGAUACUGACACGGAAAUCAUUGCAAAACUCAUUCAUCACUUAUAUAUGCAACGUCCAAGUGUUUCUUUUCGCGAAUUGGUUGAACAGGUUAUUCAACAAUUGGAAGGAGCUUUUGCAUUAGCUUUCAAGUCAAAAUAUUUCCCUGGUGAAUGUGUCGCCACGCGUCGUGGUUCGCCAUUGCUUGUCGGAAUUAAAACCAAAACACGUUUAGCAACUGAUCAUAUACCAAUUUUGUAUGGCAAAGACGAGGAUAACAAGAAAGAACAUCGGCCACAUGGUCAUCGUGACGUACCAUUAUUGCCACGAACUGACAGUACAUCUGAGUUUCAACCUCUCGAGGACAAAGAAGUUGAAUAUUUCUUUGCGUCUGAUGCCUCUGCUGUCAUUGAACACACAAAUCGCGUCAUAUAUUUAGAGGACGAUGACGUUGCAGCAGUCAAGGAUGGAGCUUUAAGCAUUCAUCGUUUGAAGAAGACCAUGGAAGAUGCAUUAGCACGAGAGAUCACCACUCUCAAAAUGGAAAUUCAACAGAUCAUGAAAGGAAAUUACGAAUAUUUCAUGCAAAAAGAAAUUUUUGAACAGCCGGAAUCAGUCAUCAAUACAAUGCGAGGUCGUGUGAACUUUGUCAAUCAAACAGUAACUCUUGGAGGAAUUAAGGAGUACAUUCCAGAAAUUAAACGUUGUCGUCGACUCAUGUUGAUUGGAUGUGGUACGUCCUAUCAUAGUGCAGUUGCCACUCGUCAGCUGUUGGAAGAAUUGACUGAACUUCCCGUCAUGGUUGAGUUAGCCAGCGACUUCCUUGACCGCAACACUCCAAUUUUCCGUGAUGACGUUUGCUUCUUCAUCUCACAAUCUGGUGAAACUGCUGACACUUUAAUGGCCUUACGUUAUUGUAAACAACGUGGAGCUCUCAUUGUCGGGAUCACAAAUACUGUCGGUAGCUCAAUCUGUCGUGAAUCACAUUGCGGUGUUCACAUUAAUGCUGGUCCCGAAAUUGGUGUCGCUUCAACGAAAGCUUACACAUCACAAUUCAUAUCUUUGGUGAUGUUUGGACUUGUCAUGAGUGAAGAUCGAAUUUCUUUACAAUCUCGACGAAAGGAAAUUCUCAUGGGAUUAACGCAACUUGAUAAACAGAUCAAGGAAGUUUUGCAGUUGGACGAAAAAGUUCUUGAAAUUGCUAAGGGAUUGUUCGAAAAGAAAAGUUUAUUGAUUAUGGGACGUGGAUAUAAUUUUGCUACAUGCAUGGAAGGUGCUUUGAAAGUAAAAGAGUUGACUUACAUGCACUGCGAGGGAAUAAUGGCUGGAGAAUUAAAACACGGCCCACUUGCUCUUGUUGACGAUCUGAUGCCAAUCGUUAUGAUUGUUAUGCGCGAUGGUGUUUACAAUAAAACAAUCAAUGCGAUUCAACAGGUUAAAGCACGUGGUGGUUUACCAAUUGUCAUCUGCGAACAAGGUGACAAGGAAACCGAGCAAUUCGCCAGUAAAAUCCUCGAAGUGCCAAAAACGGUUGAUUGUCUUCAGGGAAUUUUAACAGUCAUCCCAAUGCAGCUUUUAUCUUAUCAUAUAGCAGUACUUCGUGGUUGCAAUGUAGAUUGUCCAAGAAACCUUGCAAAAUCGGUCACCGUUGAAUAAAUUUGAUAAAUUUUCCACCAACUUAUUUAAUAACUUUAAAAAUUCCAAGUUGUUGAUGUUUGAUUGUCGUUUUUAUUUUUUUGACAUUCUAUUUUUGUUUCUAUUUUUAUUUAUGCAUUGAAAUUUAUCACUUCAAUUAUCGUUUUGAAAACUUUUUCAUAUAUUAAUCUUUGCGAAUUCAAAAGUUGAUACAUUUUCUGGAGGAUUACGUACGCUGAUUGAGAUAAAUAUUUUGAUUGGAUUUUUUUUUACAAUUUAAACUCAAAAUUAUUGUCAAUAAAAAUGAAGUUAUUGAAAUAUAUUUUUCCUGUGCUUUCAAACUUAAUAAAUACCUAAUUCUUUUUUGUAAUAAAAUAUAAAAAAUACAUAAAAUGGAAUAAAUGAAUUAAAACUUUUUAUCACGUCUAUUUGUUUGAGUUUAAAUUUCCUUCUUAAACAAAAAGAACUUGGAAAAUUCUUUUCGUUAGACAAUAUUUCAAAAAUAAACUGCUUAAUAUUUAUUAAUCCCGAGCAUUCUUCAAUUCUAUCAUCUAUUUUUUCACAAUAUAGGUAACAACAUUAAUAAAGGCUAUACAUUCUUUUCAUAUUUAAAACUUCAUGGCAUAAAAUUAUUAAAAAUCAAUCAAAUUAUUUAAAAUAUUUUCUACCACAUUUUCUCAUUUCUGCGAGCACAGGAUUUUCCGUUCUUUUACCAAAAUAACUUCGUUUCAUUUUCUUUUUCUUAAUUUUACUUGUUGUACCAAUGACCGGAAGGCUGCAGUUUUGUCCAAUUUUGUCUAAUGACUUUUUAAUGUAUGAAUCAUCAACGACGUCUUUUUUUGUCAUAAAAAUUCCCAAUGCUGAAGAUAUGUCAACGUUAUGCUUCGAUUGGUGUUUUUCACUUUUAAAGCAUCGAGAAUGGCAUUUGAAUGCCAUAAAUGUAUCUUUUGAUUCUAAGAAGUUUCCUUCCUUCUCUUUAAAAUCAUCUCGUUUCAUAUUUAAGUUUUGUGCAUAAAAAUAAGAUUCAGGAGACAAAUCUAUAUUGAAUGAGUCACUCGAAUCUGAACCUUGAAUAAAACUUUCUUCAUAAUCGGUUGUAACUACUUUCAUUCCACAACUCAUUUCUAAAGCACUCAUAAAAUCACUCCCUCUAAUUUUUGUUUUAUUUUUGAGGGAAGUUUUAAAAUGUUUAAUUGAUGAACUUCAGGUAGGUAUUUAACUUCAGUGAAGUGAAUGAUCACACACAAUCUUAAUUUUUUACCUUUUCUCGACUUAAAUAAAACAAAUUUAAAUUUUCUUAACAAUAAA